AUGCUUUACCAAAAAAUUUUCGCAUUGGCAUUGUCGGUUCUAUUCACAGCGACUAGUAGCUUUGUUCCAGCAGAUGAUUAUUCCAAGUCCCGGUUGACGUGGAAUCUUCAUGCAUCUGACCCAACUUCAGCUGAUGCUGCUGCUGCCACUGUACAAGAUGAACAACGACGAAACCUAAUGAUUUCUUCUGCACUUGCCAUGGUUGGGGCCUCUUCGGCACUUGUUCUAAACAAGGACUUUGUUUUGGAAGGCGCAGUGACGAAACAAGCUGCUGUUGGAUCUGCUGCGGUGAGCAGGCAACUGAUGGUCGAUCAAGCGUUGGAAAUUAUAGAGAAUCAAUGCGAUCGUCGAUUUCUGCACGCAGUGGUUGCCAGUGAUUAUCGUCUUUUGUAUCAGCAAAUGGCAGCACCAUUGGACAAUCAGCUUCAAGUCUCAGUGCUCCGAACCGACCAGGAUGUCUCCGUGUUGAAAUCUUCCAUUCUAUCAUCCGGGGAUCUGGAUGUCAUUGACGCCAAACUCAAGGAUCGCCCCAUGAAGGUGGAUGCUUCCUGCCAACUUGCCUUUGCAAAUCCAAAAGACGUUGCUACUGAUGAGGAUCACAUUGUUUCCAUAUGGCCCCUAGGUGAACAAGUGCACUUUACUUGGAUGGAAGACAAGACUUCUCUUGCAUCCAUUGGUGUGGACGACAAGAUUAUUGUGGACGGGAUUGAUUGUGGAAGAAUGUCUCUGGAGGAUGCCUUGGAAGAAGGCAAACAAGUCUUGCUUCGAAGUGAGACGUACCUGGCAGUUCCAAGAUCGCUCGAGAAAGAAUUGAUUGCAAAAUUACAGAAUGCCUUUUUGAUUUAG
This is a messenger RNA of Cylindrotheca closterium, 846 nucleotides long. NCBI's taxonomy places the organism in Eukaryota, Bacillariophyta, Bacillariophyceae, Bacillariales, Bacillariaceae. The record is from the annotation of a GenBank genome assembly.